AUGUUAUUUGCCGGCUCAACAUCUAAAUAUAAUUUACAUAAUUAUAAUUCUACUACUAAUAUAUCAUCUAAUAUUGAUAGAAAAAAAAGUAUUAAGAAACGAAAAAAUUCAGAAAUGUGUCCAUGGCCACAAAAUGUUGAUGAUAAAUAUUUUAAACAUACAGAAACCAAGAAAAAUUCAAUAAUAGUUGUUAAUGGUUCUCAAUUUAAUAAAAAUAUUGUUGAAUUGACUAUUAAAGAUGAUAUGCUAAAUAUUAAACUUUCUCAGCAUGUUAAAGAAAAUGACAAAAUAUGUACCAAAGAUGUAAAUCGAUGUUAUAAAGUACCUCAAAAUAUUAAUUUGAGUACGUUGAAAAAAGAAUUUAAUACAAAUGGUGAUUUAGUUAUUAAAUUAAGAAAAAAUUCUUAA
Strongyloides ratti is the source of this 408-nucleotide messenger RNA. Its product is annotated as Alpha crystallin/Hsp20 domain and HSP20-like chaperone domain-containing protein. The record is from RefSeq and is a predicted model, not a curated record. NCBI's taxonomy places the organism in Eukaryota, Metazoa, Nematoda, Chromadorea, Rhabditida, Strongyloididae. Bases 1 to 408 code for a protein of 135 amino acids. The transcript has a single exon.